Messenger RNA from Arachis ipaensis, 393 nucleotides. Lineage: Eukaryota; Viridiplantae; Streptophyta; Magnoliopsida; Fabales; Fabaceae. The record is from RefSeq and is a predicted model, not a curated record.
AUGGAACAGGGGAGGAAGAACAGGGGUCAAACCUGUAAUGUGAAGGAGAAGGGAUUGGAGGAAGGUGAGGGCGGGACGGAGGGGGGUGCAGUGGCACAGGGGACCGCAACUGCUGGUGGUUGCUCGGCAGACAGAGAGGUGCGGCCUAGGGCUGGCGCAGAGCAGGGCAGCACGAAACAGGGAGAGGGGAAGAGCAAUGUAGAAGAAAGAGAGAAGAAAAAGGAAGAGAGAGAUGGAGGGAGGGAGAGAGGUGACGGCGGCGGGGCUGGGCGGUUGGUUGUGGGGUGGAGGGACGAAGGGGCUGAGAGGGAGGGUAUGUAUGGUAGUGGUAUGGCUGGUGGGGGGGGGAGGUUAGGUAUGAGAGAAGAAGAAGAAGGGGUUGGAGAAAAGUGA